Penicillium soppii is the source of this 225-nucleotide messenger RNA. Its product is annotated as Amidase. Bases 1 to 225 code for a protein of 74 amino acids. The record is from RefSeq and is a predicted model, not a curated record. NCBI's taxonomy places the organism in Eukaryota, Fungi, Ascomycota, Eurotiomycetes, Eurotiales, Aspergillaceae. The transcript has 2 exons.
AUGCCAUCCUACUCGAAGGCCAAAAGAUCUGUGCCUCUACCUUUGAUACUUGCCGAUAUUUUGUCCCUCAAAAAGGAUGAUGAGUCCUCUGGAGACAUACCGCUGGAAGAGGUCCCCGUGGCUUUGAUCAAGACUCCGAUGUGGCCUCAGGCAGGACGCAGCACCGUCGCAGCCAUGAACUGCGCGGCCGCAAUUCUGAAAAAUUCUGGAAAAGCACGGGUAUAA